Molecule: messenger RNA, 744 nt
Organism: Racocetra persica
Lineage: Eukaryota; Fungi; Glomeromycota; Glomeromycetes; Diversisporales; Gigasporaceae
Source: the annotation of a GenBank genome assembly
AUGAAACGAGUAUCACAUUUAAGAGUUGGCGGCAAACCUAUCCGCAGUGCCGAAGGAGUAGUCUUAUAUCUCAUUAAAUACCUCGCUAAAUCUUUUCAAAUGCGGGAGAAUAAAGUAUUAAGCCAAAAAGUCGGCCUAUUACCUGGAAUGGGAAUUUAUAAAAUUUUCCGGGUUAUCUAUGGUUAUGAGAACGGACAAGCCUUUAUUCAGCAAAAAAGAAAAAAACCCCUCACUUCCUCCCAAGUCUUUAUCAAUAAUGAAUAUGGUUUUCAGCAAGAAGCAGAGCAAGAAUUUAGCCCUUAUUUUGACGAGAAAGAGCAUUUAAAAAAAGAUGCUCGGAAAAUCUUACAAAAAAGGGAGCCACAACCAACCAAUAAUGCAAAAUCAAGCAAAACCAAUUCUGAAAGCCGUGUGAUACUAGCGAAGAAAGCACCUGAAAAAAAGGCCAAGGCUGAAAAAUCCAAUAAACAUAUUUUACCUAAUUUAUCCCGGAUAAAAUUACCGGCUUUUACUAAAUUCCAAGAUUACCAAGUCCAAGAUUUAGAUUUCAUUAAGAUAAAUGAAUAUGAACCUUUGGAGGAAAUUGGAGAAAGUGCUGACAGUCAAGCCUGGCGCGAUAGUGUUCCCACUGAAUUAAUUUACAAUCAUAUUUAUUUAAAAGAGAUUAGGUCGCAAAUUAGCGGUGGCUAUUCCUGGGCUGGUUUGUCUACGGAUGAUGCCAUUAAGAGAUAUGCGGAUUAUUAA